UCAUCCGCGCGUGAGUACAGGAGCGUUAAUUCGUCGCCGUUUGGGUAAAAGCUGUCUCCCGGCAUCAGCAGAUUCACCAGCGCCGGGUCCCUCUCGGCUCAGGCAAGGGAAUUGCUCUGUGACCGGCACCAGCAGAUUCGUCGUCUCGCCGGCGAUGGGGAAAACCUAUUUCUGCGAUUAUUGUGGCAGAUCGUUUCAAGAUAACCUCCAUAACCGAAAGAAACACUUGCAAGGAGUUCAGCAUCAGAGAGCGAAGAAGUUUUGGUUCGACUGUUUCCGAGAUAGUGCCACAAUACUGGCAGAAGAACUUGCCAAAAAGCCUUGCAGAAAGUUUCUACAAUCAGGUCAGUGUGAUUUUGGUGUAAAUUGCAAAUUCUCCCAUAUGACUGAUGACGAUGUUCAGAAGCUGAGGCAAAGCGUGGAAGAAGAAAACAAAGUAGGACACGAUAACAGAUCCACCCCUGACAUUAAUGAGUGGUUGUUGAAAAGAGCAAAAAGGAAAGAAAGCAAUUCAAACAUCAGUGGUUCAGAAAUGGCAAAAGAGGUUGAUGAUGAACCUGUUGUUUACUGGCUACCUCCAGGAUAUCAAGCAGUUCAUGAGCUACCACCAUCUCUCCAUCCUCCACCUCCUGGAGGUUGGAAAACUGCAGUAAAUGUUGAAUGGGGUUAACAUCAGAAAGUUUUUGUCAAUGGGAAAUUAAAAAAAUAUAUACUUGGAUUAGAUUUCAAUUAACUGUGGAAUGUUACUUUAGUUAGAUGAUGCAUUUUGAAAAUUAUAAAAUCUUCUUAAGUAGGUCCAUUUCCACAUGAAAGCUAUGUAUAGAGCACAGCAUCCGAUCUACCUGCUAUCUUUUGCAGCCAUUGCAGUGCAGUUUGACUAGUUGUUCUGAAUUUGCAGUAUUUGUCAACCACAUUAACAAAUAUAAAACAUUAAUAUCAAAAGUAAUGAUUUAAUUUAAUUCUGACAGGAAUUGUUUGAAACCAAGCAGACCCUUUUUCAUAAAUGCUAGUGCUUUUAUUAUUGAACAAGUCUGGCUAAUGUUUGAAUUAGUAAGCCAUGUCCUUUGCAAACAUUAUAGCUAAUAAAUGUGAUCAGAUGUGUAAACAUUACAGCUCUUGACAUUCUUCACAAUUCAUGCCUUUGUAUAGCAUCUCAAGCGUAAGCUUAAAUCCACAUAUAAGGUAUUCAGUGAUACUAAAUUGUCACAAAUUUUAGGAAAAUCUAAGUAUCUUAAGAGUGUCCAAUAUAAAUUUACUUCCGGAACUGCUUUCUUCCUCUUAGUAAACAUGAAACUUUUGUUAAUACAUUUGGAAUGAGAAAAAUGAAACCCGUUUUGAUAAAGUUUAUAUGUUGAAUGUUUUUGUUCUAAUAAACCUCUUAUUUUUGACUA
Messenger RNA from Chiloscyllium plagiosum (whitespotted bambooshark), 1391 nucleotides. RefSeq names its product zinc finger, matrin-type 5 (gene zmat5). The record is from RefSeq and is a predicted model, not a curated record. Lineage: Eukaryota; Metazoa; Chordata; Chondrichthyes; Orectolobiformes; Hemiscylliidae. Gene Ontology annotation, cellular component: U12-type spliceosomal complex. Gene Ontology annotation, molecular function: zinc ion binding.